GCCGACAGGAUAAUUUGGUCAGAUCAGACGUCAUAUCAGGUCGUGUGUAGACGUGUCGUCUGACUUUAAUCCUGUCGGGUCUUGUCAGGUGGCCAUACCAUCUGAUCGCCCGACCGACCGACCAAAUCAUAUAGUGUGUAGCACUGUCGGGCGGAUUUUAGUUGGUUUAUGGAGGUUAAAGUGAUAACACGUGUGUAUCUCCAUGUGUACUUCCAGUUAAGACGUUAGCUGGAGUUGCCUGUGCGCAUGGCGUACGCCCGCCUCCCGCGUUCUAUUUAAUCUAUUCUGUGGUUCUACGUAGCAAGUCCUUUAGGUAAAUACCCAAAUACAGUUUAAAAAUAAAUAUGAGACGACUUAAUAUUAUUGUUCAACAUGUUUGGUGCCGCGGUGUGCAGGGGGAAUUGGAAAGUGACUGGUGAUUAUCUUUGUCACAGUAGAUUAUAAUUUUAUUAGAUUUCUUUUAGAUUAUUAUAAUCUAGAUUCUAGUUAAUCUAAAGUGUUUUUACAUUUUACAAUGACUGCUGUUCUAACAGAACGAGAAGUGAUUUUGGAUUUUUUAGAAAUGUACAAAUCGUUUACUUGUUUAUGGGAUAUUACUUGUAAGCAGUACAGCAACAGGGAUGCAAGAAACCAGGCGCUUGAGUUAUUAAAAGAAAAAUUAAAAAUAAUAGACAAUGACGCUAGUAUCUCAACUGUAAAAAAGAAAAUUGAGAAUAUGAGAGCUGCAUACAAAAGAGAAUUUAAAAAGGUACAAGAUAGUAAAAGAACUGGUGCUGGUCUAAAAGAUAUUUAUGUGCCAUCUUUAUGGUAUUUUGAAUACCUAACAUUUCUAAAUGAAAAAGAAAACACAAGUAUAAGUGGAAUUGACACUAUCGAUUUCAGUGGUGAUGAUGAGGUAUCUGAAACACAAAGCAUUGUAAAUGAAUCAUCAACUACAUUGGGUAAGAAACGACGUGGUACAAAGUUGCAACAACAACAACAAACAUUAAUUGAAAGUGCACAACAUUUAAUGUCUAAAGUAGAUAGUCCAGAGGACAUAUAUGGGAAAAAUAUAGGAAUGCAGCUAGCAGAAAUGACUAAAACUCAAAAAUGUAUUGCUGAAAAAUUGAUUUCAGAAGUUAUUUUUUACGGAAAAUUGGAAAAAUUGACUUUAUGUUCAUCAAUUUCAUUAAGCGGCUAUGAUAAUUCUUAUAACUAUUCAACACCAUCACCUAGUUCUACAAUGCUUUCUUUGCAUUCAGACACUUCUCAUAUUUCACCAGUAACGACCAUGCCUUAUAACUCUUCAACACCAUCACCUAGUUCUACAAUGAUUUCUUUGCAUUCAGACACUUCUCAAACUUCACCAGUAACAACCAUGCCAAUUCCUACAUCAAAUGAAGUACCAAAUGAUCCAAAUAAUAUACAACAUUCAUAUAAUGUGAAUGAAUUUUUAUUGUUCAAGCAUCUAUAAUAAU
Myzus persicae (green peach aphid) is the source of this 1457-nucleotide messenger RNA. RefSeq lists its product as uncharacterized. The record is from RefSeq and is a predicted model, not a curated record. Bases 515 to 1453 code for a protein of 312 amino acids. NCBI's taxonomy places the organism in Eukaryota, Metazoa, Arthropoda, Insecta, Hemiptera, Aphididae. The transcript has 3 exons.